Molecule: messenger RNA, 1079 nt
Organism: Felis catus (domestic cat)
Lineage: Eukaryota; Metazoa; Chordata; Mammalia; Carnivora; Felidae
Exons: 2
Coding region: 1-768 (255 amino acids)
Molecular function (GO): nucleic acid binding; zinc ion binding
Source: RefSeq, a predicted model, not a curated record
AUGGCCUUUGUAAAUCAGGCAGCCACUGAUAUUAAAAAGAAACUCCAGAAACUAGAGGAAAAGGGGGGAAAACAGAUUCAGGACUUACUCCGCAUUGCCCAGCGUGUCUAUAAUAAUAGAGAGACUCCAGAGGACAGGCAACUUAAAGCCACUGAGGAAAUGACCAAAGUCCUGGCCGCUGUUGUCCAAAAGCCCCUAGAUAAGGACCAAUGUGCCUAUUGCAAAGAAAAAGGCCAUUGGGCCCGAGAAUGCCCUAAAAAGAAGGUAAUACAGGGAGUAGCACAGUUCAUUGGGGCUGAUUGGAAACUACAUUGUGCAUAUAGACCCCAAAGCUCAGGACAGGUAGAAAGAAUGAAUAGAACCCUAAAAGAGACCCUAACCAAAUUGACCAUGGAGACUGGCGCUAACUGGGUAGUCUUACUCCCCUACGCUCUGUUCAGGGUGCGGAACUCCCCUUACAAACUGGGAUUAACCCCCUUUGAAAUCAUGUAUGGAGUGCCCCCCCCUAUAAUUCCCAACCUACAGUCUAAUGUGUUAACUGAAUUUAAUGAUCAUAAACUUCUUAUUUCCCUGAGGGAACUCCAGCACAUCCACCAGGAAGUUUGGUCCAGAUUGAGAGCCAUUUAUGAGAACGGGACCCCUCCUGAGCCGCAUCACUACCAACCCGGAGACUGGGUAUACGUGCGGAGACAUAAGCAAAGAAAAAAAAAAAAAAAGAACAGGAGGCAGGAUGGUUUGAAUCCUGGUUCAGUGCAUCCCCAUGGUUAACUACCCUGCUCUCCGCUUUACUCGGGCCUCUAGCCAUCCUACUUCUCGCUCUCACAUUAGGCAUCAUAAACAAAAUGAUUAAUUUUGUCCAAGACAGGUUCAAUGCUGUACAGUUAAUGGUCUUACGAACCGCUCGAGACAUUACAAAUAGAAAACUGAAGAUCCAAGAUUGGCUCUUUAGGCACAAGGAAAAGGGGGGAAUGAAAGGAACAAUCCAAAUGACAGCCCUGCCUUAGUUUAAAGCUAGGUUCUCUUUUCUGCUUAUUAUGGAUCUUUGAUAAGAAAUACAAUUGCUGAGAAGUCUGUUUUGC